This is a messenger RNA of Camellia sinensis, 2668 nucleotides long. NCBI's taxonomy places the organism in Eukaryota, Viridiplantae, Streptophyta, Magnoliopsida, Ericales, Theaceae. The record is from RefSeq and is a predicted model, not a curated record.
AGAUGAUUCCACCAUGUGGAGAGUCAAUCCUUUCUAAGACGAGCAGUGGACUUGGGCGUAAUCCAAACGAUACUUCAUUCACUCACUCCCGUUACUGCUCAAGUCUAUUCAAAACUCCUCCCAACACCCCCAAUUUCAUAUAUAUAUAUAUAUAUAUAUAUUCCUUGUAGCUGAAACUGUCCGCCACAGUUGAGAAUUUGAAGAACGGCCAUGUCUCUCCCCCUCUCCAGCUUCGAAGCCAGGUAUCUUGAUUCUUGCAAGAGACAAGAGGUGCUCCCGAAUUCAACAGUUUUAACAUGGUUUUACGAGGCAAAGACUCAGAAAUCCAUUUACCAGAAGUGUAAUAUGGUCAUUAUAUUGGAUGACCUAAAGGAUGCCGAUUUCUCUCCACUUAUCGAUGUUUUCCUGGCAAUUGACUCUUCUGAAAUUGAUGCAGUUGACAUAAUUCAGGAAUCACACUGUGCCAUAAACAAAGAUCAUGUUAUGUCUUUGUUGCGUACGAUCAAUUCAAAGCUCCGAAUCGUUGAUCUCAAGGAUAUGUCACUUGUGGACGACUUCUUCUGUUCUGUGGAUCCUUCCCAGGGUGGUUUGUCUUGCCAAGUUUUGAACCUGAGGUCUUCUGAGAUCCGAGAGCUCUACAUAGUGGGAAUGUUCAAGCAACUACACACCCUUAAUCUGGACUUUUGUACUUCUCUUACAAGUAUGCAGAAGGAUUGUUUCGCUUGCUUGCCGAAUCUGAAGCGUCUUUCCAUGUGUGAAACAAGAGUUGCUGAUCUGUGGACAACUAGUGCUGCCUUGUCAAAAAUUCCUUCAUUGGUGGAACUCCGGUUUCAAAAUUGUUUGUGUUGCAAAGGGACUGGUCCUUGCCCUGUGUCAUCCAGUGCAAAAACAGAUCUUGAUUGUGACAGAACUGAGUCAGGUCAUCUUCAAACACCAGGUUUAGUGGAGCAAUCAUCCGAUUCCCUUGCUGUCUGGAAUGGGAAGUCUAAUUUGCCGAUUGAGGUUGCUUUUAGCAAAUUGCGUACUCAAGACGGAGAUGAAUCUCCUACUAGUGCACUUAACUACAACUUCGAGUUAGAGGAUGCCUCUACCACAUUCAAGAAUUAUGUUUCACAUCAUCCUUCGCCUAUCUGCUUUGAGAAAUAUUAUAGGGAGUACAUGAUUGUCUCAUUGCCUCGCUUGGCCGUUUUAGAUAAUCUGCCAAUCAGAAAGUUGGAAAGGGAAAUGGCCAAGAUUAUCUUUUCGGAAUAUUAUGAGUUCUUACCAUAUAGACGACAGCACAAAGAGAGUGUUGUCAGCGUUUUACAUAUGCGUGAAACUGGAGUGAGUAGAAUUCACCACCAAAACUCAUCCCGGCCAAGGCAGCCGCUGUCUUAUAGAAAAAGCCAACAUUUCUACUCUAGGUCUCUUUGUGCUGCCAAACUUGGGUCUUCUGCAUGGCCGCUCUUACAUCCAGUGUCUAACAUUUGCCACAUUAUCAAAGAAGAAGUUAAGAGCCUUCGGCCAAGGCAGUUUGAGUAUCAUCCAUCAAACUCUAGUCUUAUGGUUUUCGGAACUCUAGAUGGGGAAAUAGUCGUUCUCAACCAUGAGAAUGGGCAUAUUGUUGGUUAUCUCCCAUCCCUUGGACCUAUGAAUAGUGUUCUGGGCCUCUGUUGGCUUAAGAAGUAUCCAUCCAAGUUCCUUACUGGUUCAGAUAAUGGUUCCUUGAGAUUAUUUGACGUUAACCAUAUGCUGCCGAAUAUUGCGGAUGGCUAUGCUUCUCCCAGUAAUGUUACUUUUGGUAACUUUGAGCAGCUGACAUCUGUUCAUGUCAAUUCAACGAAUGAACAGUUUCUUACUAGUGGUUACUCGAAACAUGUUGCGCUGUAUGACAUUGACAGUGGAAAGUGUUUACAGUUAUUCAAAGAUAUACAUCGAGGACCCAUUAAUGUUGCUAAAUUUGCUCACCACUCUCCUUCCAUAUUUGUUACUUCAUCCUUUGACCAUGAUGUCAAGAUGUGGGACCUUCGGCAGCAACCUCUACAACCUUGCUAUACAGUUUCAAGCUCAAGAGGAAAUGUAAUGGUUUGCUUCUCACCUGAUGACCACCAUCUGCUUGUGUCAGCUGUGGAUAAUGAGGUUAAACAGCUUAUGGCGGUAGAUGGGAGACUUCACACAAAAUUUGAUCUGCCUUCAACAGGAAGUGCCCACAAUUAUACUCGGUCAUAUUACAUGAAUGGAAGGGACUAUAUCAUCAGUGGGAGUUGUGAUGAACCUGUUGUUCGAGUUUGCUGUGCUCAAACUGGAAGGCGACUUAGGGAUGUUUAUUUGGAGGGUAGGGGCUCGGGAAACUCAAUGUUUGUGCAAUCCUUAAGGGGUGAUCCUUUUAGAGAUUUUCAAAUGGCUAUCUUAGCAACCUUUACGCAUCCCAGCUCAAAGUCGGAUAUCAUCAAGGUCAAUUUGCUUGCAUCCAGCCAUGACACAAAAGAAUAUUCAUGUGAUCGUCAUUUUAGCCCUUCGUCUGGUUUGGGAGGUUGACGGAUAUCUCUUUUCUGUUAAUUAAUGUAAAUAUGUGUAUGAAUGUAUGUAUACAUCUCCAAAUCUAUGUAAAUGUUGAGAAGUGUACAUUUGUUGUAUUAAAUUAGUAUAUAUAAUUUGUAUUCUUUUUGGUGGCUAUAUAGUUGUGUCC